Messenger RNA from Ogataea philodendri, 294 nucleotides. RefSeq lists its product as uncharacterized. The record is from RefSeq and is a predicted model, not a curated record. The coding region runs from base 1 to 294 and encodes 97 amino acids. NCBI's taxonomy places the organism in Eukaryota, Fungi, Ascomycota, Pichiomycetes, Pichiales, Pichiaceae. The transcript has a single exon.
AUGUCCAGGAAUAGCAGCGAUCCGAUGAUGUACAAUGCGUACGUAGACGAGAGUGCCACGGUCAGGUUGCGGAAUUUUGAGUUUUCAAAGUACGCCAGCACCUUAUUCUUGGUUGACGACGCAAUCUCGUCCUGGAUCGAGUGGACCGAUGAAAUCGUCAGCAUGAUGACACAGAAAAUCAUGUACGCCAUCACAAUGGAAAACAGGAGGAACGCCAGCUGGUACAGCCGUUUGGCGUCGCGCGGUUUAUUACCGAACGAAAUGAUGAACGUAAGUCCGAGCGCGGCAAUGUAG